AUGGCGCUGUUUUCAGCAGCAGCAAAAGGAGACUUCCUGAAGAUACAAUCAUUAAUCGACUCGGAGGACAAGUCAGAGGAUUCGGGAGGAGUUGAUGUAAACUGCUCGGAUGCGUCAGGCAAGACGGCCCUCCACAUUGCUUCGGAAAAUGGACAUUUGCAAACGGUUAAAUGCCUUAUCCAUCAUGGAGCAAAAGUGAAUGUGGUGGAUGCUAACCUACAGACAUCGGUUCACUUAUGCUCAAAGGAAGGCCAUCUUCAUGUGGUAGAGCUGUUAGUGAACGAAGGAGCAGAUAUUGAUUUUGGUGACAACAUCGGGGUAACAGCUCUUCACAUAGCAUCAUUCAAGGGCCAUCUUGAUAUUGUCAAAUACCUUGGUUAUCUUGAUAUUGUCAAAUACCUCGUUAGUAAAGGGGCAGACCUGUGGAGACUUGCUGAUGAUUACUGGACACCUUCAGGCCUUGCUCUUAAUGGUGGCCAUCUGGAUAUACAUGAAUUUCUUUUAAAUAGAGAAGCAAGAAAGAUCGUUAAGCCAUUCAUUGGGUUUGAAGAGGACCACUAUGACUACAUUCGCAGUACGUUUGGUAGUAAGGCUCUCCAUAGCUUAAUGCCCCGCCCAUACUCCCCAACAUACGAUCCAUAUCUUACCAGUAAACAAGACAGCUCUAGCUCCUCGAGGAAGAGUAUCACAGAAGAGACAAAGAUUAUAAGUCUGGACGAGUACAGCAUCAAGGUUCCAAUUUCACCAGACGAUGUGGACAGAGCCAAAUAUAUCACAGCAGAAGCAUUGACAACCAUUCCACCUGACUUAAAGCUGGACAAAGACGAAGUUAUCAUCUCAGUUGGGCUCAAGCUAUCCCCUCCUGGUCUUCAGUUUAAAACUCCGGUGGAAGUCACGGUCUCGCAUAGCGCUAUUUUCACCAACCCAGACAAGGCAGAAAUUGUGCUAUACACCCGAAGGACUGGUAAGAUCUCCCUAUUACCAUAG
Messenger RNA from Strongylocentrotus purpuratus (purple sea urchin), 987 nucleotides. Its product is annotated as ankyrin repeat and SAM domain-containing protein 6-like. The transcript has 2 exons. The coding region runs from base 1 to 987 and encodes 328 amino acids. The record is from RefSeq and is a predicted model, not a curated record. NCBI's taxonomy places the organism in Eukaryota, Metazoa, Echinodermata, Echinoidea, Camarodonta, Strongylocentrotidae. Gene Ontology annotation, molecular function: protein binding.